Molecule: messenger RNA, 802 nt
Organism: Micropterus dolomieu (smallmouth bass)
Lineage: Eukaryota; Metazoa; Chordata; Actinopteri; Centrarchiformes; Centrarchidae
Product: charged multivesicular body protein 4b-like
Exons: 5
Coding region: 135-728 (197 amino acids)
Biological process (GO): vesicle budding from membrane; late endosome to vacuole transport via multivesicular body sorting pathway
Cellular component (GO): multivesicular body; ESCRT III complex; cytoplasmic side of plasma membrane
Source: RefSeq, a predicted model, not a curated record
CGGUCUCCAGGUUACAGGCAACUGUCAUCACCUGGGAGGGAGAGCUGCGAACUUACACAAGUAAUCAGUGCAAGGCCAAGGCCUGAACACUGGCAAAAAAGCUGCCAUUUCGCGUUGUAGCCAGCAUCACAGACAUGUCUUUGUUUGACAAGAUAUUUCAUGGAGGAGAAAAGGCGACAAAGAAACCAUGUGGACAAGAGGAGAUUGAGAACCUUCCUGAGAGAGAGGAGUUGUUGAUGAAGAAGAAAGACUUUCUGAAGAAAAAGAUUGACCAGGAGCUUCUGUUCGCCAAGAAAAACAGCAGAAAAAACAGACGAGUGGCUCUGCUGGCGCUGAGAAGAAAGAAGUGGUACGAGAAGCAUCUCAAGUACAUUGACUGUGCUUAUAAAGCCUUGAGGUCCGCUCAUGAACACAUAGACAUUGUCAACAAGGUGACAGAACUGAUCAAGGACAUUACAGAGGAGGAUGUGACUGAGGACAUGUCAGACACCCUCUACACAUCUGUGAGCUUUGGAGUGGAAUUUGAUGAGGAUGAGCUGCUGGCAGAGCUGAAGAGGCUGGAAAAGAAUCUGGAUGAGAGUCUCUUUGAGAAGGACAGAACAGAGGAGAUAAUGCCUUGUUCCAAAGUGACGUCCACUGCAUCACCUUCCCGUCCUGCCAAGACGGAAGAAGACGAGGUUGAAGAUGAUUUAGAGUAUCUGCGUCGCUGGGCGGAUGAACCCUCAUAAACACACCAUCAGCCACACACUGUCAUUAAAAAGACAAGAGGAAGGUGCAGGAUGGAAUAAAUAAGCAGAAAUGA